Messenger RNA from Sesamum indicum (sesame), 1507 nucleotides. Its product is annotated as deSI-like protein At4g17486. Gene Ontology annotation, molecular function: deubiquitinase activity. The record is from RefSeq and is a predicted model, not a curated record. Gene Ontology annotation, biological process: protein deubiquitination. NCBI's taxonomy places the organism in Eukaryota, Viridiplantae, Streptophyta, Magnoliopsida, Lamiales, Pedaliaceae.
AUAAGACACAACGGUUUUAGUUUAGCUCCAAACAAGACCCACCGCUCCCGUGUCCCCCUCUCAUCUGUAUAAUUUCCCUCUUUCCUUGUCCCCUCACCCUGCGCGCCGAUCCAGGCUCCAUCGCCGCCCACCGUGUGACCUCCGGAGCAUCUGAAGGCUGCCGCGACCGGGAACCAACCCUUUAUACCUCUUCCCUCGUGCACAUUACACACGGGACCAUAGGCGGACUGCCGGUUUUCUCUUCCCGGAGUUCAUUGUAGCCUCCGCCACCAUCCAUCGUCCACCUCCAGUUUCAGGAGGCGGUGAUAUCGACGGUUUGGGCUAUUGUGAAUCCCAAGGAAGAAGGUUUCUUGGCUCAACAGUUCUUGUUGCACGAUAACGAACUCAAAGUUCGUGUCUUUUCUCCUUUUAUUUCUUCCAAAUAGAGGAGUGCAUGGGUUUUCAGGUUAUUCUGUGCUGGAUGGUGACCUGGAGAUAUAGCAAGUACAUACAAAUAUACAAAUAGUUUGGAGUACUGGUUGGUGGUGUGCGAGGGGUGCUAGAUAGGAUGCGGUUGUUUCCAAUUUCAUCCAGCUCAGAUAGUUCACCUAUGGAGCAGGGCAACACAGAGAAAAGUCGUGCAAUGCUGUACCUAAAUGUAUAUGAUCUCACUCCUAUAAACAACUAUCUUUAUUGGUUUGGCCUCGGAAUCUUUCAUUCCGGUAUUGAAGUACAUGGGUUGGAGUAUGGCUUUGGAGCUCAUGAUUACCCAACCAGUGGAGUAUUUGAGGUUGAACCUAGAAGCUGCCCCGGUUUUAUAUUUAGACGCUCUAUACUUUUGGGCAGCACUGACAUGUCUCGUUCAGAAUUUCGGUCAUUCAUGGAGCAUCUCUCCAACAAAUAUCAUGGGGACACGUAUCACUUGAUUUCUAAGAAUUGCAAUCAUUUUACCGAUGAAGUUUGUCAGCGUCUAACUGGAAAACCUAUACCUGGAUGGGUGAAUCGAUUGGCCCGAGUAGGUUCUUUCUGUAAUUGUCUGCUGCCAGAAAGUAUCCAGGCAACAUCAGUCAGGCAUCUUCCUGAAAAUCAAAUGUAUUCAGAUGGAAGUGAUUCUGGUGCUUCAUCUGCAGCGGGAGAGAGUGAGGUGGAGGAUGAUCAUCAUCUGCUUCUCGUGCCAAACAGUGAUGUGGCAUUUUUGAAAGACAAACCAGUGAGACUGGCAAAGGAUGUUCUUUGACUUUUCCAUUCAUUUUUAAGUCAUCAUUUUCGGUAUCUGUUGUGGCGUUUGUACUGUAAUAUGUAUAUCACCAACCUGUUUGUUAAGAAUGUAAGCAUCAUCAAGUUGUGUGAGUACCUUUGUUCUUGGAAUGGUAGUCGAGUACAUAUGUAUCAUUCAUUUAACUGUAUGCUUACUCUGUUCUGGUUUUGGUCGUGUCAAGUUUGCUGCAUGAUUUUGAUAUUGGAUAGUUUUGAGAAUUGGGGCAAACUUUUGGCCUUUUGACUAUGAGGAGAUUUUCCAAGGACAAAA